Molecule: messenger RNA, 570 nt
Organism: Porites evermanni
Lineage: Eukaryota; Metazoa; Cnidaria; Anthozoa; Scleractinia; Poritidae
Source: the annotation of a GenBank genome assembly
AUGGAGUCGUUCGACAUGGAGGAAGAGCUAGCAAAUUUGUCCGAGCUUCGUCGAGUAAACGAGAGCGUCGGGAGCCCCGAGAAGCUUCGUAAGUACCUGGAAGAAAACGUCUUGCCUCUUGUGAUAAAAAAGAUCAAGUACACAAAAUUCAGCCCGCAAUUCACCUUCUUUUUGAGCCACAAAUCAAAGGACAAGCCACUGAUGGAAACCUUCCGCAAUGGGCUGAAAUUUGUAGGUUUUCAAACAUGGCUAGAUGAGGAUGACAUGCCAAUGGCGGCUCGUCUGCAAGGAGCCUUGAAAGUCGCCAUCGAAAAAUGCGAUUGUUUCAUAGUGUGGCUAAAUGAGGAGUACUUCAAGAGCGACUACUGUCAAGCGGAACUACUGUAUGCAAGAGAACUUGGAAAAAUUAUUCUUCCAUUCGGUGUUUACAGCAAAAUUAAGGAUCUUUUGAAGGGAGAUUUUGAAUUCUUAGUCCAUCUUCACAUAUACGAUCCUUCAACUUCAUCCUUCUUUGAGGUGCUUCGGCGCAUCGACGAGGCACUGUUUAACUUUGAAAUUUUAACUAUAUAA